Molecule: messenger RNA, 2564 nt
Organism: Lathyrus oleraceus (garden pea)
Lineage: Eukaryota; Viridiplantae; Streptophyta; Magnoliopsida; Fabales; Fabaceae
Product: LEAF RUST 10 DISEASE-RESISTANCE LOCUS RECEPTOR-LIKE PROTEIN KINASE-like 2.7
Exons: 5
Coding region: 132-2285 (717 amino acids)
Biological process (GO): protein phosphorylation
Molecular function (GO): ATP binding; polysaccharide binding; protein kinase activity
Source: RefSeq, a predicted model, not a curated record
ACGCGUUAGAUGACGUAGUCCAAGUAUAAGGGGUCCCUACUUACUGGAGGAUGAAAUACAUCAUCAUUCAAACAAUUUUAAUAAUUUCAACCAUUUUUUCAUCAAAAAUAAAACUAGCAUCGUGAAUAAAAAUGGUUUCAGUGAGAUGUGUGAUAAUGUUUCUCUUCUUCUGGUUUCUUCUUCUUCUUCCACAACUAACAUAUUCCAAGUCGCAGCCUUGUUUAUCUUCGUGUGGAAAAAUCACAAACAUAAGGUAUCCAUUCAGACUAAAACAAGACCCGGAACACUGUGGCAACAACAGGUACGAGUUGGAUUGUGUGAACAACGUUACGAGAUUGAGUUUGUAUGACGGUUACUAUUUGGUAGAAUCGAUCAAUUACAACAAUUACACAAUCCGAGUUGUUGACCCUAACAUUCAUCCCACCGAUUGCUCCUCUCUCCCUCGCUUCUUCUUAUCCCAAAACAACUUUACUUAUUACAAUGAUUCAAAGCAAAGAUACUAUGCCAAAGAAAAUAAUUCAUAUCAGUACUUAUUAAAUCGAUGGCCUUACAAGUAUACAGAAUAUCCCAAUCCCGAUUACCCUGAAUCUGAAUCAUCUAUGCCAGUAAUAUACAUGAAGUGUACAAGUCCACCAAGUAAGGUUGUGGAAAAGUACUAUGCCGACACGGCUUCAUGCUUGGAUCAACACAUGACAUACGCUAUUGUUGGGGACCCACAAUUUGCAAUUCUGGAGCCUCAAUGCCGUGUUAAGUCUAUUGCCCUCACAUCAUUCCUUUGGAAUACUGGAGCUUCAAAUUUUUACUACGGCGACGUUAUAGAAAACAUUUCAUAUAUUGAUAUUCACAAAGCGCUACAGUAUGGAUUUGAAAUUUCAUGGAUGCAAGCCUCAUGUCCUUGUGAUGAGUGCUUCUUCAACGACACGAUUGGCCACAUUCAAUGUACCAGAUUCAUCUGUGACUCCCGUUUUUGCGGAUUAGGAUUUUGGACAAACCUGUUAGACAUUCUAAUAAAUUAUUUAUUUGGCAUUUACGAAGGACUACGAGAGCUAACCGGUUUUAAGAAGCUAAUGAUAUUUGACCCAAGGAACUCAAUUAUAGACUCAAGUAUACGUUCAAGUAUAUUUAUCGGAAAGUAUGUUAUUCCAGGUAUUGUAGCUAGAUUUAUGAUAGGCUUGAUACUUUUCUUAGCGUUGUUGAUCUAUACAUAUAGAAGAAGACAUUCAUCAAUAUAUGAAAAUAUUGAAGAUUUUCUACAAGGUAAUACUCUCAUGCCGAUAAGAUAUUCAUAUAAAGAGAUAAAGCAAAUGACAAAAAAUUUCAAGAUAAAAUUGGGUGAAGGAGGUUAUGGAGAUGUGUAUAGGGGUAAGCUUAUAAGCGGGCCAUUUGUAGCCAUAAAGAUGUUGAAGAUAAAAUCAAAUGCAAAUGGACAAGAUUUCAUUAGUGAAGUUGCAACUAUAGGAAGAAUAUACCAUUCAAAUGUGGUAAGACUUAUUGGAUUUUGUGUUGAAGGAUUAAAACGUGCUCUUGUCUAUGAGUACAUGCCCAAUGGCUCUCUUGAUAAAUAUAUUUUCAAAAAAGAGGAAGUUAUAUCUUUAACUUACAAUCAAAUACAUGAGAUAUCUCUUGGAAUAGCCCGUGGAAUUUCUUAUCUCCAUCAAGGUUGUGAUAUGCAAAUCUUACAUUUUGAUAUUAAGCCUCAUAAUAUCCUUCUCGAUGAAAAUUUCAACCCAAAAGUUUCAGAUUUUGGUCUUGCAAAGCUUUAUCCUAUUGACAAUAGUAUUGUCACUUUGACAGCCGCAAGAGGAACAAUUGGAUACAUGGCUCCUGAAUUGUUCUACCAAAAUAUUGGAAGAAUAUCUCAUAAAGCAGACGUGUAUAGCUUUGGAAUGCUUUUGAUUGAAAUGGCCAGUAGGAGAAGAAAUUUGAACCCGCACGCUGAACAUUCAAGUCAACUCUAUUUCCCCUUUUGGAUUUACGAGCAAUUGGUUAAAAAUAGGGAGAAAGAAAUAGAAGAUUUUAUCAUGGAGGAAUUUAACGAUGUUUUGAAAAAAAUGUUCAUGAUUGCUCUUUGGUGUAUACAGUUGAAACCCGUUGAUCGCCCUUCGAUGAGCAAAGUAGUGGAGAUGCUUGAAGGAGAUAUUGCAAAUAUUGAAAUGCCUCCUAAGCCUAUACUAUAUCCACGUGAAACAACUCAAGAGAAUCUUGAUAGUGAAACAGAUAUUGGCUCUACCAGUUAUGUGGAGGAAAUUGAAAGCAAUUCUUUGUUAAAGUAUUCUGCUUCAUAAUUACAAGUAAUUAGUUUUGUUUUGAUGUCUUAUGGCCUAAUAUAUCAAUGUGGUUUUUGUGUUUUUGUUUGUCUGUAAAAUAUGAAAUAAGAAUUUGUGACUUUCGUUACUAAUAUGUAAGAACCAUACAUAUUUUUCUCAAAUUCACAUUAAACCCAAUCAUCAUGUGUAAUAUUUAUACUUGUCAUAUAGAUCCAUUUUCGUGUUCCAACUCUUUAAAAUAUCGGUGGUUGUUGGUAAAUGUAAUAUGGAAAAUAAAGGUAGAAUCUUAAUGCUACA